UUUCGUUCAAGUAACCGUCUCCAUCGCGCACCUUGGUUGGUCGUUUUUGGAGCUUCGGAAAUAUUGUCAAUGCCAAUCCGAGGACCAAGCAAGCGGAUAAUUGAUGAUCCGGUUGAAGCUGGGAUUUCACGGUGUAUCACGUGAUGUAUAUCGUCCGGGUUCAAUUUGAGAAGGAGCGAUCAAUGACGAGGCUGAUAGUUGGGAAGGAGCAGACGACAUGUCCGGAGCUAAUUCUAGUUGACUUCUAAGAGAAGAGUGUGAUCGUGAGACUUGGAGUUUUAAUCGUUCAUAUUGUGGGACUUGGUGACCGACCAUUUGUGAGGGAGGGGAAAUUUGUUUAUCCAACUAAAUGAAUUCACAUUGUUAAAACUCAAGGCGGAGGUCUCACAAUAUGGCACCUACCACAACACCAUCAUCCCCAGCAAUGCCUCCAACCCCAACGCCCCCAGAGCCCAUCUCAUCCGCCCCUCCCCCCGGACAAACCAUCCUAUACAACGUCUACCGAAUCUAUAUAACCCAAGGAACCGGCCCUCUCCACCAAGGAAUUGCCCUCGUCCCCGCUCAACUUCCAUCCCAAACUGCAGGCCGCUUCUACCACGUCACAGGCACCGUCGGGCUAGGCAUGGAUUACCAAUGUCGGCCCGCCGAAAAGUUCGGUCUCAACCCAGCGUUUAAAAGCGCCGUUCUGAUGUUCCAGAUGCCGAAGUCCCUGCUGGCGGAGUUCGAGGCUAUCGCGACUAGCGUGCCGCCACCGCAUGAUCCGAGGGUGCUUUUGGAGAGGAACCCGGAGCCGCCAGCUAGGGACUGUGGUGCGUGGGUCACAGAAGUUUUGGAUAGGGCGGGAACACUUUUGAGGGAUAAGGGGGUGGAUUUAUAAGAUUUGGAGCUUGGUCUUGACUAGCGUUUUACUAUGACUUUUAGGACCGCGCGAGUGGGCUUAGUCGCUGUUCUAUAAUAGUCAGGCACGAAUUUUGGCCUUUAAUUAACAUAAGUAGCUGCAUCUUUCCUGCAUCUUCAGGUUUCCUUGCUUCUGGUACGUCGACAUCUCCGUUGAGAACUCUUCCCGUUUGAACGGCACAUCAGUCCUCACGCUUACCAACACCACGACAGAAAUCAAGCUUCACA
Pseudogymnoascus verrucosus is the source of this 1125-nucleotide messenger RNA. RefSeq lists its product as uncharacterized. The record is from RefSeq and is a predicted model, not a curated record. The coding region runs from base 392 to 877 and encodes 161 amino acids. The transcript has 3 exons. NCBI's taxonomy places the organism in Eukaryota, Fungi, Ascomycota, Leotiomycetes, Thelebolales, Thelebolaceae.